Messenger RNA from Saccoglossus kowalevskii, 1986 nucleotides. RefSeq lists its product as uncharacterized. The record is from RefSeq and is a predicted model, not a curated record. NCBI's taxonomy places the organism in Eukaryota, Metazoa, Hemichordata, Enteropneusta, Harrimaniidae. Gene Ontology annotation, molecular function: peroxiredoxin activity.
AUGUCGUUCAGACGACUAAGUCAAGUUAUAAUCCUGAAUCUGAAGAAAAAAUGUUUUCUGUCACCAAAUAUAAGUUCCAGUUACUCUGGAAACCGACAGAAUUUGUGUAGUUAUCCAAUCAGUAGAUAUCCAGUACCUGAUAAAAAAGAUUUGCCAGAUGAUAUUGUACAACAGAUGAAUGAGGUUGAAGAAAAGUCUGGAUUUUUACCGAACGUCUUUCGUGCCUUGUCACAUCGUCCCGCAGAGUACCGUGCCUUCUUUGCGUACUAUGAUGUACUUAUGUACAAGGAGCAUGGUAACCUAAGCAAAGCUGACAAGGAGAUGAUUGUUGUUGCUACAAGCGCUCACAACAAUUGUGUUUACUGUGUUAUUGCUCAUGGUGCCCUGAUGCGAGUGUUCUCGAAAAAGAAAAUAACAGCUGACCAGGUAGCCAUCAACUGGAAAUGUGCCGAUUUGGACGCAAGACAGAAAGCCAUCUUGGAGUUUGCCAUGCGAGUGUGCAAGAGUGAGGCAAUCCAUGAAGAACAUUUCGUAGAUUUAGAGAAGCAUGGUCUUGACAGAGAAGAUGCUUGGGACAUCGGUGCCAUUGUUGGUUUUUUUGCAUUAUCCAAUAGAAUGGCCCACCUUGUCAGUAUGCGACCUAACGACGAAUUCUAUACUUUUGGGAGAAUACCAAAGGACAAGAAAGACAAAUAAUAUUAAUUUUUUAAGCCAAAUUAAAAUCUAACUUUCAAGAAAAUGAAUUUUGGGAACGAGGUUCAAUGUCAGCAACUGGAAGCAUGAAUUAUGCUUUGAUUUUUCGGAAUAUAGAAUGAUUUUGUGUAUGUUUUGGAGCCUAAUUUUGGAUAAUUUGUUGUAAAAAUAAUUUUUUUCUAUACCUAUAAACUUGUUUUAUAUGCAUCAUCUCGUUUGAAGACUUUAGCAAGUCAUAAUAUUUGCACGAUAUUCUAGUCCGAAUUUUCUUGCCAAUAGCUGAAAACUAACAAGCAUUCAUAAAUUCAUAUACGAUUGAGAACUGCACACAAGAUUUUCUGUUUGAUUGAAAAUGCACCACAUCACAGAAUAAAUAUUUGUUAUGAAGCUUGUUGUGCACAUGCGACGUGGAUGGUCCAUUGUUUGUUUCGUUUGCGUCAACUAUAGUUGAUUGACCUUAUGCAUAGUAAUUUCUACUGCACAUGACGAUAAAUAAUAAUUUACAUAUAAUCACAAGAUUUACAGCGUACAUACAGAUAUUAAUAUUUUGUCCCCAUAAUGUAAACAAUAUGAAAAUGUGGGACAAUAUUGUGAACAAUAGUUUAACUUUAUUUCAGACAUAUAAAUACAUAAAGGAAUGAAAUUCUGUCUUUACACUAUCAUUGAUAAUAACAAUCCUUGCCGAUAUUUUAGUUUUGUCAGACCACUCAAUGCUGUGAACUUUAUUUUUAAGCACAAGUAUAUAUUAGGACAUGUGUGGAAGUAAAGUGAUUAGUAUAUAUCCGAGAAAAUAAACAAAUUUUUUUCCUUGACAAAUGUUUUUCAAAUGACAUCUCUUCUUUAGCAAUUUCAGAGAACAUCAAAAACAUUUCCGAAAGUCAAAAAUUUAGAAAAAAAUUCUCAUUGGAAUAACUAACACUCAUCUUAGGGACUGCUCAGUUUUAUGAUCAGGGGUGGGCCAGCAAAAUUUAAAGCCAGGUAAUAUGUUAUAUUCUUAACAGUUCUUGUACUUGGGUCAUUGAUUUCAUGAAUUUAGCAAAAAAGAAAGCUACGAGUGAAGGGAAAAUGACCGAAAAGAAUGGUAAAUUUUAAGUGAGAUAUGUACACGGCAGUAUGCAAUACUAGAAAUUUAUAAAUGCAGUUUGUGAAAUAUGUGAAAUAUGAUUCCAUUUGAAGGUAUGCAUAUUUUAAGAUGAUUCCAAACAACUCGCGGUAUAAAUUUCUAUAAAUAAUAAUGCAGAUGUAAGAAUUUGUGAAAUAAGUCAUUUGUGACAAGUGUUGUGCCAAUGUUCU